AUGCUUCACAGGCUCUUUGUGAGCGGGGCAGAUCUGCGAGGCUGCCAUGCGGCACUGUCUAGCACGCUCACGCAGCGUAGGUACUGGGCAAAGCCAAAGAAGCGCCCGAAGGUCGGUCAGGGGUUUCAUGAAAAGGCACAAAAGUGGCGUGAGGAGUAUCUGCUUGACAGGCACCGCGUUCUGGCUGAUAGUCUUCGGGCCUACGUGGAGUUUAGUGCUUCGAAGCGGACAGAGCCAUGGGACACUCGCUUUAGACCCUUUGACCGUGUGGAGAAGGAUGGUGUGUACGUGCUCAUGCGGCACUUAAUGGAGGACAAGUUUCAACUGUGCAACUACCAUCACCGCCCCGUGAAGCGAUUGUUUUGCAACGUUGGGCUUUUGGGGCCGCAGGUCUCGACGAAGGCGCGUUGGAAGCCGUAUCGUUAUGCUGCAAAUCCUGCGAAUGCUGUAAAGGCGGAGAGAAUUUUUCAGAAGGACAAAACUCUCUGUACGCAUGGUCACAAUGAUUAG
Messenger RNA from Trypanosoma rangeli, 510 nucleotides. RefSeq lists its product as uncharacterized. The record is from RefSeq and is a predicted model, not a curated record. Bases 1 to 510 code for a protein of 169 amino acids. The transcript has a single exon. Lineage: Eukaryota; Euglenozoa; Kinetoplastea; Trypanosomatida; Trypanosomatidae.